AUGAGUUGUGCAGUUGACUUGGAACUGACGUCAGAUGAGGUUGCUAGGUUGAAGAAUGCAUUUAAGGAUCCAGAGUUUCGAAAACUCUUCAGGGAUUAUGCUGAAGAAAUAUCUGACCCUGCCAAUAAACAAAAAUAUGAAGAUGAAAUCCGGUUAAUGGAAUUGGAGCAGGGAAUAGAUGCACAGUUUGUCAAUCCUAUACCAGGACAUUGUUUAAAAACACGUCAUUGGCCAGAGGUUCCGCAAUUUUCGGAAAGAGACGUCGUUUUUAAAGAGAAGGAAGAACCAACACGCGAGUCCGUAAAAGUUUUCAUAAAUGUCUGUAAAUCUGAUAAAGUAGAAUGUCCAGAAAUGAAAUCGAUGAAAGGCAACUCAUCUGUACAAGGUGGUAGUGGAGUCUACUGGAGUCUUCCUCAUUGCUUUACUCCUCCUCGUGAAGACAUUGAUAAGGCAAAAAAGCGUGCUAUGGUUUAUGAUGUAGCGUUCCAUCCGGAAGCAUUUGAAUUAGCCAAUUCGUCUAUUGCUUUUAAAAGAUUGUUGAACUCAACAGCAAUCGAAGGUUUGCAGAAGCAAUACAAUUUAUAUUUUGGAAAAACUUUUGCACAGGCAUUACAGUUGUUCAAUUACAAAAAAAAUUCCCAAGCGGAGAAUUCCCAUAGCAAAUCACCUAGUACCAGUUGUACUUAUGAUGAUGAUUUUCUUAAGGCUGUCCAUCUGUUGAAGGGUGUACCAUACAAAGGCAUAGCACGACCAACAGUUAUUAGACGGCGGCGUUCAGAUUACGAGCAACGCCAAGCCGAAAUAAGAAAGCGGGAAGCUGAAGAUUUAAAGUCUUGCCAAACUACGGAACAAAGGCAAGCGAUUAAAAAACUCUCCUCCUAUCCAAAUUGUGGAGAUGCUGAGACUUCAAAUGACAAAGAAGUUCACAUGAGAUCCAACGAAAUAAAUGGACCCAUUAAACCAGACUAUACUAUAAUUUAUAGCUCAGAUUUCGACUUGAGCAACUGUCGAGAUUCUAAUGAUGUAAAUCCUCUUCGUCCACCAGACCGUUUGAAAGUCAGUGUUAAAUUGCCUGGUCUGAGCUCAUCGACAUGUGUUGAUCUGGAAGUAACGAAGACACAUUUACACCUGAAUAGUGAAAAACCAGUCGCAUAUCUACUUGAUCUAAAUUUACCCUAUGAAGUGAAUUAUACUGAAGGUACAGCAAAAUUUGACAAGUCUGUUCACACCCUAUUCAUUACACUACCCGUUGUCAAAAAUGAGGAAUCAACUGUUUCUAAACUUAAUGACAAUACUGUAAAUAUUGGUAAUAAUAAUAAUGAUAAUGAAGAGGAUUCAAAAGCUGUCCAAUCUAAUUCUACUACGAAUACUUCUGAUCAUGAAACUGUCUCAUCGAGCAAUGAAAGUCGAAAACGUGCACGCCGUAAACGCCGUAAACCGAAAAACAAAUCAAAUACUUCAAAUGGUAUAUUAAAAAGUACAUUGAAUACCUCACUCAAUGUUCAACCAUGUUCAGAUAACCGCAACAUCCUCUUGACUGGUAAUGGUACUAAAUUUACUGCUGUGCCUACUAUCGAAAAGUGUGUACCACAAAUAAAUGAACUAAUUGAACCACUGAGCAAUGGUGAAACAGCACUUGAAUCUGGAAAUAAUUUAGAAAAGAAAGAAGCUGUUAAUUUGUCAGUUUACUGUAGAGGCGAAGUUGAAGUGAAGCAAGUUCCUAGUUCACAAAUGAUUUUGUCGAAAGACAGGCGUUUAUCACCGGUCCGUUUUCGUCAGGACCCGUCCUCUUUGACUAUCCUGUUGGGUGUACGUGGUAUAUUGUCAACAUCAGUUACGGUGAAUUGGACUCAUCCUAUGCAUUUAGACUCCCCUAAUACUGGUAAUAUUUCUCAUCCACAACCAACUCACUUACUUUUACUGAUCACCUUCUCAAGUCGUGGGUCAGGUGGUUGUACCAUGGAUUGGGGCAUAGUAAUACGAUGUCCAUCUUCUCAUUCCUUUAACGAAUCCACUGGGAAUUAUGGAAGUGUUUCUGAAUGUUUCAAAUCACAUCAGUGCAGAAUGCCCCCUUUUGAACCUUCUCCUCCACAAAUAAUAUCUUGUCUCAUUUCUCUAACGAAUGGAGUUUUGGUGAUUCGAAAACCAAUAUGUAGUUGUGAUAGUUUACCCACCAACAAAAAGCCAUCUGGACUUUUAGCAGAUCGGGCUAUUUGGUGGAAGUCAGUCGCAAUCGGACGUACUUUAACAGCUGGUAUGCAAGAAUGUGCAUUCAUGGGAUGGAAUCAUUUUUGUUACAUUCUGAUUACCUUCCUAUUUCAUCUAAUUGUCGUCAACCAAUCAGUAAUGCAUCGUGUUCAGUUCUGA
This is a messenger RNA of Heterobilharzia americana, 2367 nucleotides long. Lineage: Eukaryota; Metazoa; Platyhelminthes; Trematoda; Strigeidida; Schistosomatidae. The record is from the annotation of a GenBank genome assembly.